This is a messenger RNA of Colletotrichum spaethianum, 852 nucleotides long. RefSeq names its product chromosome segregation in meiosis protein 3. The transcript is spliced from 3 exons. Gene Ontology annotation, molecular function: DNA binding. Gene Ontology annotation, cellular component: nucleus; replication fork protection complex. NCBI's taxonomy places the organism in Eukaryota, Fungi, Ascomycota, Sordariomycetes, Glomerellales, Glomerellaceae. The record is from RefSeq and is a predicted model, not a curated record. Gene Ontology annotation, biological process: DNA damage response; replication fork processing; DNA replication checkpoint signaling. The coding region runs from base 1 to 852 and encodes 283 amino acids.
AUGUCACAGCGCAACAGUGAGGCUCCUGUAAUGAGCUCGAGAACAGCCCCUCAAUAUGACGAUCUCGACAAUUACAAUGUCGAAGACCUCGACGACCCUUUCCAGUCUCCACCACCACCUGAGGCGAAAGACAGCAGCAGCACAAACAAGAGAAAGAAGGCGGAAGCUUUAGGACUCGACGAAGAGGUCGAGAUAGCAAAACGAGUAAGAGUGCCGCGAGUGAAGUUGGACGAGGCUCUAUUGUUGUCCGAGAACGGGAUCCCAAAGCUUAGAAAACGCGCUGCGAACCUUAAAUUCAAGGGCAAGGGGCAUGAAUUCUUCGAUGCAGCUCGUCUUCUGUCGUUCUACCAGCUCUGGCUCGACGACCUCUUCCCGAAAGCGAAAUUCCUCGACGCCCUGGCCAUGGUCGAAAAGGCUGGUCAUAAAAAGCAAAUCGCGCUUAAGCGAAUGGACUGGAUAAACGAGGGCAAACCCAAGCCUUGGGAGGCAGAUGAGGACAGGACGGAGGAAAAUGCCGAGCCGACGGCUCAGAAGGACAUGACUUUAUUAGUGCCCGCCGAAGGUACAGGUCCAGAACAACAGCGACCGAAAACACCGGAAGGAGGUGACGUGCCAGACGAAGAUGAUAUAUAUGGGGCAACACUUCUGGCGCCUGUCAGAAGCCAGGACAAGGAACGAUCGAGGCGGCGCACCGAAGAACCAGAGGACGAUGAUCUCGACGCGUUGAUGGCCGAGGCGGAUGCUGCAACCCAGGCACAGGCACAGCUUCGGCAGAAACCUGCUGCAAAGCCUGCCGCUGAGGAUUUCGCAGACGAGGAAGCAGCCAUGGCUGAGAUGGAUGGGUUAUGGUAA